AUGUCGGAAAUAAGGUCAAAUGUCAGUUGUGAAGCGCAGCGACUGCCAGGGGUGAAUGGCUGCCCAGACAAGACAUACCCAAACACUACGAGUGCUUUAAGCAUCCUCGCGUUUUCGGGGCGGUGCGGAAAUGCUAUGCCACGUCCCAAGUACACACGCCCGUACGAGAGCUUACCCGUGAGGCGUGAGGCAAAAAGGAGUGAGUGGAAGAGGCCACAGAACCACGUACAACCUCCCUACAACACUCCCAACCCCACACAACCUCCCUACAACACUCCCAACCCCACACAACCUCCCUACAACACUCCCAACCCCACACAACCUCCCUACAACACUCCCACCCCACACAACCUCCCUACAACACUUCCGACCCCACACAACUUUCCCUAUAACCCACAGAACCACGUACAACCUCCCUACAACACUCCCAACCCCACACAACCUCCCUACAACACUCCCAACCCCACACAACCUCCCUACAACACUCCCAACCCCACACAACCUCCCUACAACACUCCCACCCCACACAACUUUCCCUACAACCCACAGAACCACAACCUCACCAGAACCUUCAAUCGAACCCUCACAACCCCAUUCUACAACCUCUAUAACCUCACCACGACCUCUGAACCUUGUUAA
Messenger RNA from Penaeus indicus, 639 nucleotides. RefSeq lists its product as uncharacterized. The record is from RefSeq and is a predicted model, not a curated record. The coding region runs from base 1 to 639 and encodes 212 amino acids. The transcript is spliced from 5 exons. NCBI's taxonomy places the organism in Eukaryota, Metazoa, Arthropoda, Malacostraca, Decapoda, Penaeidae.